AUGAUGCGCCAAACGCUCCGUCGAUCCUGUGCCGCAUGUGCCAAAGCCAAACACAGCUGCGACUUGCGCACGCCGCGCUGCUCUCGCUGCGAAAAGCGUCAGGUCCAGUGCAUCUAUGCGAACGAACCCUUGACGGCGCCGCCGGCACCUCCCGGGCGGGAGAAUGGCGGAUCGUUAGGACCUAUCGAGGGCCUUGGUGCGCUCACUACCUAUCAAUUUGGGUCUCUAGACCCCUUCGGUUCGUAUCCGCAGACGAGACUGCCCCGGGAGCGCGUCCAACGUCUCAUCCAUAGCUUCGUUCAUAAGAUUGCAUUUCAGUACUAUCCCCUGGAUCUCAAUCCUACCUCUAAUCCUUUUCUCAUCUCAUGGUGGCCUCUCGCUCUGGGUGAUCCGGCACUAUUUCACGUCUCGUUACAGACGGCAUGUCUGGAUGAGGAGUUGCUGGCGCAAAAGGGCUUUCAAGCCUCCGAGAUCCUUAACGCCGACUCUGUAGCCUUACUCCGACGCAAAGUACAGGAUCCGUCUCUUGCUGUACAAGACGGCACGAUGAAUUCUGUCAUUACCCUGGCGGCUAUCGAAUUCGGAAAAGGCAAUAUCAAAGUUAGCGAAAUGCAUGUCGACGGUGUCAAAAAGCUCAUCGAGAUGAGAGGUGGCAUCAACUCGGUACGGCAAACCAGUCCGCUGACGGCAAGAAUGGUGAGCUGGGUAUCGAUGAUUGUUACGGGCCACCCUCAGUUCGACACGCAGGAUGAUUUCGGCGCUGGCAAUGGCAUACCCACCAUCCCGGAAUGGCAGCUAGAGUCAACCGCCCGUUAUGAUCUAUCCGACCUUGGAACCAUUGAGGUCGAUUAUGCCGUUAGCAACGUCUUCAUCCGUCUUCGCAAUGCCUUCCAGCGGGCGCAGCAAACACCGUUGCCCUCCCCGCGACUUCACGACCUCACGUGCUUCGUUGUACACCGACUCCUUCUCUCGGUGCCGGAUUCGACAAUUUCUCAGUCAUCUUCACCAAUUACCGAGUGCAUUCGCUACGCAACUGUGCUGUAUAUGUUCACCAUUCAAGGGCCAUUGUACUACUCGCAUGCCGUCAUCUUGAACAUGAUCGUAACCCGAUUCAUGGAUAAUCUUAAGCAACUCGACCUGACAAACUGUGGACACAAUGACUCAUUAGACACGUGGUUCCUUGCCAUUGGGAUGGUCGCUUCAACUGGUACAUCGCACUACCAAUGGUUCACGCGCAGAGCAAGAACAUUAGCUGCUCACCUGACAAUCAGUGACUGGAAAGAAGUCCUUGUGCAUAUUAAGAACAUUCUAUGGUUAGACACAGCGCAAGGGGAAGAUAUAUUCCGACCUCACUGGGAAACGAUUCUCAAUACGUCCAGUCAACAAAUCUCGCCAGAUGUCGUGAUGUGUGUCUCGCCAAGGAGUACCUACGAAGUUCCACACCAUAUACCCUCUUGGUAUCCAGACUACCCAGACUACUCGACAGACGAAAGUCUGCCACUGUCGAUGGAAGAUAAAUUAGACAUGGAUGUGGUGCCAUAG
Aspergillus affinis is the source of this 1542-nucleotide messenger RNA. Its product is annotated as Zn(II)2Cys6 transcription factor. The transcript is spliced from 4 exons. The coding region runs from base 1 to 1542 and encodes 513 amino acids. The record is from RefSeq and is a predicted model, not a curated record. Lineage: Eukaryota; Fungi; Ascomycota; Eurotiomycetes; Eurotiales; Aspergillaceae. Gene Ontology annotation, molecular function: DNA-binding transcription factor activity, RNA polymerase II-specific; zinc ion binding. Gene Ontology annotation, biological process: regulation of DNA-templated transcription.